AUGGUAGACGUGCCGCCGUCCGUGACGCAGGGACGCCUGGUGGAGGCCUUUGUACAGCUUUGCCACAAUGCCAAGCCGCUCCCGCCACUCUUCUGGCUGUCCUUCGCCUUUGCUGGACUACAGACGCUUCAGGUGAGUGAGCGUGUGAGUUUGUGGUCGGUGCAUGUGGCCUUGCGCUACAAGCGCUCCGCCCUGCUGGCUGCAGCAAUGCUGGUGGUGCUGCGACGGCAGGUUCCGUCGCUGCGUUUGCAAGAGAAGUACUUUGGCCCUCAAACGAAGGAGGCGAUGAUUGCCUUCUGGAAGCAAAGCUGGAAGGUGCUGCAGGACCUAGCCUCCGCCGCCAAAAGCGCCGUGCUCCACGGCUUCGGAAGCGGCACCGGCGCCCCCGGCGCCGGCGAUGGCGCGCCGCCACGCGUGGCGCCGGGGGAGGUCUUCAGCUCGCCGCGCUCGGGGGCCAGCGAGGGCUGUGUGGUUUCGGAGAUUCAGCAGCCACCGGUCUUUGCCGGUGAGAAGUGA
This is a messenger RNA of Cladocopium goreaui, 516 nucleotides long. NCBI's taxonomy places the organism in Eukaryota, Dinophyceae, Suessiales, Symbiodiniaceae. The record is from the annotation of a GenBank genome assembly.